UUUGGAUUCGUUGCUUUCACCACCAACUUACCAUCAGAAAUUUCCAUUCACAAAAAAAAAAAAAAAAUUUCUCCCACCCAUUAACUUUCUCUCACUCUCUUACUUUUCUCCGCAACUUUCUCAGCACUCUACACUCCCAUUUCAGCUUCCAUGACCGAACCACACAAACAUUGCAAUCUAAAGCUUCUACCUUUUUUAGUAAGAGAGCGAGUAGUUAUCAGCACGAAGCAGCUGAAGGAGUUCUCACUCCCUCUAGGGUUUGGUUUUGUAUUGCAUUGGAAUUGAAAUCCCACUACUCAAAUUUCAAAAUCCCAAGACUUUACUCAUCGAAAAACAAAUAGCUUUUUUUAUUCUGUUUGAGAAGGUUUAAAAUUUGAAUUUCGAAUUCUGCAUUGACCUGAGAGUGAGUUCGAGAAGAAGGGUUUUUGAGUGCAGGGUUUGCAAUGUCGGGCCCACCCAGAGUCCGAUCCAUGAACGUCGCGGUCGCUGACCCCGACGCGCGUCCAGUGCUCGUCCCGGCAGGCAACAAAGUCCGCCCCGCAGUCGACGGACGCAAGCCGGUGAAGAAAUUGACGCCGGAGACAGAGAAGAAGCCGGUGGCGCUUUCAAAUGCGCCACCGCAAUGCAUCUCCGCUCCUCCACCGUUUAUUUUGCGGCGGCAGGAGCGUCACCAGGCCGUGCUGAAAAACCUGUCUUCGAUGAGCGCUUCGUACUCCUCCGAUGCGUCAUCGACGGAUUCCUCCACUCACAGUAGCGGCGCGUCGUCAAGCGGGAAGGUGGCUCGUCGGGUUAGUGUGCAGUUGAGGAAGAAGCAGUGUGGUCCCAAGAUGGAGAAGGUGAGUAGUGACAAUGUGGGUGGUUCUGAAUAUGUCGAUUUGAGUGAUAGCUUGGAGGGCAAGAAACGGUGUGCUUGGGUUACACCAAAUACAGAGUCAUGCUAUGUUGCUUUUCAUGACAACGAGUGGGGAGUUCCUGUUCAUGACGACAGGAAACUGUUUGAGUUGCUUAGCUUUUCUGGAGCCUUGGCUGAGCUUACGUGGCCUACUAUUCUUAACAAAAGGCAGCUAUUUCGGGAAGUCUUUUUGGAUUUUGAUCCUAAUGCUGUUUCUAGAAUGAAUGAGAAAAAGAUAGCUGCACCAGGAAGUCCUGCCAACUCAUUGUUAUCAGAACUCAGGUUGCGAUCAAUAAUUGAAAAUGCACGUCAGAUGUGUAAGGUAAUUGAAGAGUUUGGAUCUUUUGACACAUUUAUUUGGAACUUUGUUAACCACAAGCCUAUAGUUAGCCAAUUCAGAUACCCACGCCAGGUACCUGUGAAAUCUCCAAAAGCUGAAGUCAUAAGUAAAGACCUUGUAAAGAGAGGUUUCAGGAGUGUUGGACCGACAGUCAUCUACACUUUCAUGCAAGUGGCUGGCCUAACAAAUGACCAUCUUAUCAGUUGCUUCAGAUUCAAGGAGUGUACCUCCAAUGCAGAAGCCAUGGUCAACGAAAGCUCCCUCAACUCCAAGCUCAAAGACAAGCCAAACGACGAGACAACUGAUGUAGGCCUGUUACUGGCUGUGAACAAAAUGAACUUCUCCUCUAAGUAGUACAACAAUGGCUUUGGUUAAAAUGAUCAUCUGGGGGUUAAUCAAGUAGUUGUAAGGGGAGAUGAGUAGAUUGUGGAGUGUACAAAAUCGAUACAUAUGUGAAUGAAUUAGCCAGAAGGCUUAGUUGUAUUUGAAGAGAAAAAUGAGUAAAUGACCUUUGGCAUUUCUUCAAAUUCUUGUGUAUUAAAGAUAUUAAGUAGCCGUAUUUGCAUUUGUCUACACUUUCCCUUUA
Molecule: messenger RNA, 1818 nt
Organism: Vigna umbellata (rice bean)
Lineage: Eukaryota; Viridiplantae; Streptophyta; Magnoliopsida; Fabales; Fabaceae
Product: DNA glycosylase superfamily protein
Biological process (GO): base-excision repair
Molecular function (GO): DNA-3-methyladenine glycosylase activity
Source: RefSeq, a predicted model, not a curated record